Molecule: messenger RNA, 2436 nt
Organism: Polyodon spathula (Mississippi paddlefish)
Lineage: Eukaryota; Metazoa; Chordata; Actinopteri; Acipenseriformes; Polyodontidae
Product: kinesin family binding protein
Exons: 7
Coding region: 240-2123 (627 amino acids)
Molecular function (GO): protein binding
Source: RefSeq, a predicted model, not a curated record
CCUAUUUACUACAUAACCCCGCCCUUUCUGUGACAGUCAGCGCUGAUUAGUCUGUUAUCGUUUGUGUUCAAAAGCAAUGUAAGAGACACAGUGCUUUAAAUACAUCGUUCAAGAUUCAGGAAACUAACAGGAUUUCUUAUUGCGCCAGCAGGUGCACAUCACCCCUGUACAGCCGCAUCCCUAGUUAAUGCACCAUUUUAGUGGCUCACUGAGUCGGCCAUUUAUCGUGGAACGUGAAGAUGGCCUCCCUUACCAGCUCUGAGUGGAGAUUGUUGUGCGAAAAAUACCAGCGCUCUGUUACACUUUCUGAGAUAGAGUCCAAGAAAGACCCGGAGAACAAUCCCUUCCGCUCCAAGUACAAUGCCAGGGAGCUUCUAAAACAGAUCAAGAGUUCUCUGGGGCAGUAUGCUGGGGAGAAUGAGACCGAGCAGGGAGAGCGCGGUCAGCAGCAGGAUGAGAAAGAGCUGCAGGUGGAGCAGCAGAUCGCCGCAGGAGGGGAUUCUCCGGCCGGGUUGAGCGCAGCGCGGCUCGCUGUUAUAGAAUACCAGCUCGGGGUGAACCACACAGAAACCGAGGAGCUGUCGGCCGGGGAGGAGCACCUGAUGAACUGCAUCCGAUUGCUGGACAAAUACGAAGUGACCCAAGAAAAUAUCUCGCUGUUCAUACAAGCCAGGAAUCAAAUCGGUGUAUUGUGGGCUGGAAGAGGUGAAACUGAAACUGCUCAGGGUUUCUUGGAGUCGGCGGAGGCCCUCUAUAAUCGCUACAUGAAGGAGGAUGGAAAGCCUCCAAUGGAUCCCAAUGAAUAUUUUAUGGCAGAAGAGGAAAAAUUAACUGAACAAGAACGAACUAAACGAUUUGAGAAGGCUUACACUUAUACUUUGUACUAUCUGGCACAAGUCUACAAGAACCUGGAACAGAAUGAUAAGGCUGGUCUCUAUUGCCAUACCACUCUUCAGAGGCAGUUGGAGUUCAAUAACUUUUCCCCACUGGAGUGGGCUGUCAAUGCAGCCACACUUUCACAAUACUACAUAACAAAGUCUUGCUACAUGGAAGGACGACACUGUUUGGCUGCUGCGAGUGUUGUUGUUGGUCUAGCUGGGGAGGUCCCUUCUGAGGCAGCUGCGAAAGAGAAUGAGGCAGAAAGUGAGAAGCAGGAAAAGCUUUGCCAGAGGAAAGCUGAAAUUGCAAGGUGCUGGAUCAAAUAUUGUCUGAAUCUUAUCAACGAUGCCAAAAAGAUGCUGGAGGAUAACAUCGGAGAGCUGGAUGCAGACCGGCAGGCAGAGAUGAAGGUGCGAAGGAGACAGGAGGAAGAGGAGAAAGAGAAGGGCAGGAAGACUGUCGUCCUGUUUGGGUCAAGCGACACAUCCGACUCUAUUUUGAGCAUGGAGGAAAAAGUGAGCUGCGCCUACCCAUUAGAUUUCAGUGAAGCCCGAGCCAUCUUCUUGGUGGGUCAGAAUUACGUCAAUGAGGCAAAGGAAUACUUCCAGAUUGACGGGCAUGCCACAGAUCAUAUAGAGAUCGUUCAGGAUCACAGCGCCUUGUUUAAGGCUCUCGCGUUCUUCGAAGACGACUACGAGAGGUGUUGUAAAAUGCACAAGCGCCGCAUCGACAUGCUGGAGCCCAUCUGCAAAGACCUGAACCCUCAGUAUUACCUCCUGAUCUCAAGGCAGCUCCAGUUUGAGGUGGCGGAGACCUAUUAUGAGAUGAUGGAUCUGAAGAUAGCAGUGGCUGACAAGCAGGAAGAGCUGGAAGCUCACACCAUCAGGAAGAUCAACCACCUUACCAUGUCCUCCAUCAAGUACUAUGAACUGUUCCUUGAUUCACUCAAGAGCCCCGACAAAAAAUUCCCUGACAAGUUGGAGGAGGAUGUCCUUCGGCCUGCUAUUGUUGCCAAAUUCCGUAUCGCUCGCCUUUACAGCAGGAUUAUUACGGCCGACAGCAACAAACAGAUGGAGAACAUCAGUAAAUCCCUGGAGUAUUACCGCUUUGUGGUGGAUUACUGCGCUCAGAAUCAAGAUGCUAAAAAGGCUGUGGAAACAGAACUGGAGCUGAGCGAAGAGAUGGUUAGCCUUCUCCCACUAAGACUGGAGCGACUUAGAGCAAAACUGACCUCUGUCAACUAAUCGGCCACAUUGACCUGCAGAAGAUCAGUUCAGAAUUGCACUGGCAAUUCUCUUCUGUUAAAUUCAUCAGAUGUGAUAAAUAUUUCGUAGAAGCAAGCAGUUUAUUUGCAUGGCAAUUUUUUUAAUUUUAUUGGUAUUUAUUAGCGUAAUUCUUCCUGGCCUGUAGUUAAAUGUAUGUAUAUGUGUGUUUAAUGUAUUAAGUAAAAAAAUGUUGGAAAGUACUAAUAAUUUGUAGUUGAUGUUGAUUUUUCCACUAUUUCUAUAUAACCAAGAGUCAAACUUGAAGCAUGUUGAAGCACGUGUACAGGAUUAU